UGGUGACCACAAUUAAAAUAAAAUCUUGAACUGAAAAGGUAGUUUUGAAUUAUUAUCUUAGCAUGUUUUCUGCAGUUUUGACUGUCAUGGCUCUCUCUCUCUCUAUAUAGAGAAGUCUGCAGGCUAAUCUUGGCCAGCAACUUAAUCAACAAUGGCAAUUGAAAACUAUUAUUUGUUAAGCCUCCUACUAGUUCUUAGUUGUACUAGUAGUGUAUUGGCUACUGCACCAAACUACGACACUGCUUUACUUAAUCGCAGCAGUUUUCCGGCAGGUUUCCUUUUUGGGACAGCAUCAGCGGCUUACCAGUAUGAAGGUGCAGCAAAUGAAGAUGGCAGAGGACCAAGCAUUUGGGAUACUUACACUCACAGAUAUCCAGGUAAGAUAAAGGACGGUAGCAAUGGGGAUGUGGCCAUUGAUGCAUAUCAUCGAUACAAGGAAGAUGUUGGGAUUAUGAAAGAGAUGGGUUUAGAUGCUUAUAGAUUUUCGAUCUCAUGGUCUAGAUUAUUGCCAAAAGGGAAGCUAGGGGGGGGUGUGAACAGUGAAGGAAUCAAAUAUUACAACAACCUCAUCAAUGAACUUGUGGCCAAAGGUGCAGGCAUUCAACCCUUUGUAACUCUCUUCCACUGGGAUCUUCCCCAAGCCUUGGAAGACGAAUACGGUGGCUUUCUUAGUCAUAAGAUUGUGGAUGAUUUUCGAGACUAUGCGGAGUUAUGUUAUAAAAAUUUUGGAGAUCGAGUGAAGCAUUGGAUCACAUUGAAUGAACCAUGGAGUUAUAGCAAUGGUGGUUAUACUGUUGGUCUGUUAGCACCAGGUAGAUGUUCAAGUUGGCAACAACUGAAUUGUACAGGAGGGGAUUCAGCAACGGAGCCAUAUAUUGUAGCGCACAACCAGCUUCUUGCUCAUGCGGCUGCAGUAAAAAUGUACAAAAUGAAAUAUCAGGCAAGUCAGAAAGGAAUGAUAGGAAUUACACUAGUCUCGCACUGGUUUGUGCCUUUCUCAAAUGCCAAGCAUAACAAGAAUGCUGCAAAACGAGCCCUCGAUUUCAUGUUCGGAUGGUUUAUGGACCCAUUGAUAUACGGUGACUAUCCACACGCGCUAAGAUCUCUUGUUGGGAAUCGAUUGCCCAAAUUUUCAGAGCAAGAAGCAAAAAUGGUGAAAGGGUCAAUUGAUUUUCUUGGAUUGAAUUAUUAUACAGCUAAUUAUGCAGCCUAUCUCCCUUAUUCUAAUGCUAUUCCAGCUAGCUAUUUGACGGAUGCUCGUGCUAAUCUUUCCACCCAACGUAAUGGAAUUCCUAUUGGGCCUAAGGCAGCUUCUGAUUGGCUCUACGUCUAUCCAAGAGGAUUUCGAGAUAUUUUACUCUACACAAAAAGGAAAUACAAUAAUCCACUUAUUUAUGUCACUGAAAAUGGUAUCGAUGAGUAUAAUAAUGCCACAUUAACUCUAGAGGAAGCACUCAUUGACAAUAUGAGGAUCGAUUACUACUAUCGCCAUCUUUCUUUCCUUGAAAAAGCAAUCAAGGAUGGUGUUAAUGUGAAAGGCUACUUUGCUUGGUCACUAUUAGAUAACUUUGAAUGGAGUUCAGGCUACACUGUGCGUUUUGGCAUCAAUUAUGUAGAUUAUAAAAAUGGAUUGAAAAGGUAUCCCAAACUUUCAGCUCGGUGGUUCAAGAAAUUCCUCAAGAAAUAAAUGUCUAUCCUCAUGAUCAUGCAUUAAGAUCGUAAUAUAGGAAUCUCUAUAUAUAAUUUUAUUUACCAAGAAUAAUUAUCCUUGUCAUUGCGUUUCAUGACAUAAUAAAUAACUAUGAUAUUUAUGGUAAUUUGUCUAUGUAUUUAACUUGAUAUUGCCUCUAUUAAAAUGGGGUAAAUCAAUUAAGCUUGUUAUAUAUUCUCUCA
Molecule: messenger RNA, 1893 nt
Organism: Hevea brasiliensis (rubber tree)
Lineage: Eukaryota; Viridiplantae; Streptophyta; Magnoliopsida; Malpighiales; Euphorbiaceae
Product: beta-glucosidase 12
Exons: 13
Coding region: 152-1687 (511 amino acids)
Biological process (GO): carbohydrate metabolic process
Molecular function (GO): beta-glucosidase activity
Source: RefSeq, a predicted model, not a curated record